This is a messenger RNA of Pyrus x bretschneideri (Chinese white pear), 582 nucleotides long. RefSeq lists its product as uncharacterized. The transcript has 2 exons. The record is from RefSeq and is a predicted model, not a curated record. The coding region runs from base 71 to 463 and encodes 130 amino acids. Lineage: Eukaryota; Viridiplantae; Streptophyta; Magnoliopsida; Rosales; Rosaceae.
UUCAGCUAAUGUUCAAAUCAAGAUUCUACCUUUCUUUGCAAUUGAAGUUAGGAUAUUGUAUGUUUUCGGAAUGCUUAUCGGAAAGUACACUUUGUUCCUUGCUUACAUGGAAGAAGAAGAGGAGGAUAAACAAGCCCGAGGUAUCGAUUUCCUUCCCGUCUUCAGCCCCAGAAUCAUCCUCAUUAAUGUUUCUCCGCAUCUGAAGAUGAGCAUAGCUUUUUCCGAGAGCAGAAAAGUUGAAGAGAAAGGAAGGUUCAUUGCCGGGUUACUGGUUCAGAAUUACUUCUAUACGGGUAUCUAUCUUGGCCAAUUCUUGUGCCGUGGACUUCAAGAGCACCAAACAUCUGAUCCUUACACCUUUGCAACGGAAAACACAUCGUCAUUGGAGCUGCGAACAUCCAUUCCGCUGACCACCAUUUCUGAGAAGACAAUCCCGGGCUCUCGCAACCUCACCUCCUUUUGAAGAAAACCGUGCUCGAACAUUUCCCUUCACCCCAAAUAUGCACCGGUGGAAUCCUACAGAUAUCUUCUCUGGUCCUUGGAGGUUAUGACCAGCAAUCCAGCGCCCCUGCGAGAACGUAC